ACACACGGACUCGGCGCGACUUGGAUUAAUUGCGGCUUGGUCAGUGAGGAGACGCUGCGCGUCAUCGAGUCGGGAAUAAGGGGGCUCGGAUGUGGGCAUCUGGACUGACGCUCGUGAUGGAGGGAUGGAUGGUCGGGGAUGGAGAGGUGGAGACGGCCGGCGCACCGGGGCUUUGACCCUUCUGUCAUUGCUGCGCCUGAAAACUCUACAAACGCAAAAAGGUCACUUCCAGCAGAUGGAUGGAUUGUCCAGUGAGACACUCACGCACGCAGUUUGCCGGCACUUCAAUCAAUGCCCAAACCUUCCGAUAUCAUUUUAUUUCCAAGGAUUUAUAAUCAAUUAUAUGAAUAAAAAACAGAGUUUGGCUUCUGUUUGGAGCCUUUACGCAUCCAAACUGGACGCAGCGUUUCCUUUUUACUUUGCUGCGGAUGUUUUUGUGCAGGAAAUCUGUUGAUGUUCGUUUUCUCCACAUGCGUGCUCGGGCUGUAGUGCGUUUGUGUGCGUGAGCGCGUCUGCUGCCUGUUUUUAUGGUGACCGAAAGAUUACCGAUCAGUUUUUUUUCUCUUUCUGAUCUAUUUAUAUCCCGAUACGUUGAAUAUCGGGGCGUAUGGCGGCACGUUCAUCCCUCUGCUGCCACCGAAGAAUCAUCCCCGACGGGGUGACUUACCUCGAGCACGCUCAGACAGCUGGAACAGGCGUCUUUUUCCUGGAGUGUGUGUGUGAUUUUACCUAUGAAUCCACUCAUUUAUGGAACUUUUACUGCCUUGGGUAGAGACGAGCCCAGGGCCUGAUCGUUAGCUAAUAUUUUUGAUAAUCAACAGAAUGAAUAAAGGGCCCUGGACCCUAAAGACCACCAGGGGAGACCUGGAACAGUCUUGCUUCUCUCCCAGAUUUACUGCAGUGCUCCAGAGUGACAUUGUCAAAUUUCCGGGCCUGCACCAUCAGGCCACCGGAUGCUUUUUAACAUUUGAAGUGAAUGCCUGAUUUUUUCUGAGGUCCAUUCGUCUCCUCGCUCCAUCCUCCUGCUGGAUCCUUGGUUUCUGUUUGCUAACAGGCACCCUCUCUAAGUGCGAUACAUAUCUGCCUCCCCCCCUCGGCAGGUUGCCAUGGUCGCCAUACCUACUCUCUCUCUCCUAUUGGUCCUGGCAGAGUGGGCAGGUCUGGUGGACGCGUCCCCCCACCUCCUGCUCCGGCCAAGCCCAAGAGAGCGUGAUGCUGGGACCAUCAUGAACUUCAACAUCGCUGUGAUCCACGCCGGUGCUACGGUGCAGGCGGAGGCUGCGGUGGCGGGGCCUGGGGGAAGGGUGCUCUACCCGGGCUUUGGACGUGUCUACGGCUCCCUGGGGGAGAGCGUGGUCACCCAGUGGGGCUCUGCUAAUGUCAUCUGGCUACAGGUGAAUGACAGCAGCCCUAAGACGGUGCUAUCCCAGCUGUGUGAGCUGUUAGCGGCGCGGCCCCUACAGGGGCUGGUUUACGAAGAGGAGCGGCCCCCUCGCACAGCCUGGGGUCCUAUGGCCCCCAUGCUGGAGUUUGUGUCUGCACAAACAGGACUGCCCAUAGUGGCUGUAGGAGGGGGAGCGGGGCUAGGGAGGAUGCCACAGGAAUCAGGUUCCAUCUUUCUCCAGUUCAGCUCCUCUACGGCGCUACAGCUGGAGGUGAUCUUUGAGGUGCUCGAGGAGUACGACUGGACUGCUUUUUCCGUGGUGUCCACACGUCACCACGGCUACCAGGACUUCCUGUCAGUGGUGGAGGGCCUGACGGAUGGCUCGUUCAUCGGCUGGGAGAAGAAGAGUGUGGUGAUCCUGAAUGUGACCGACGACCCAGGGGGGGCACGCACGCGCAGACUGCUGAAGGAGAACGAGGCGCAGGUGCGUCUGCUGUACUGCUCUCAGGAGGAGGCCGAGCUGGUUUUCCGUGCCGCCUGGGCCGCCGGUCAAGCCGGGGCCUCACACAUGUGGUUCGCAGUGGGCCCGGCCCUCUCGGGUCUGGGCAUGGACAGCCUGCCUCGGGCUUUGUUCGCCGUACGGCCUCAGGGCUGGAGGGACGAGCCGCGCCGAAGGAUUGCCCGGGGAGUGUCUGUGCUGACUCACGGGGCAGUGGCAAUGCGCAAGGAAUACGGAGCCACGGGCGGGCCGAACUUUGUCACCACCUGCAUGACGGACGCCAAUCAGACGCAGAGACUGCGAAGCAGGAUGAGGUACUUCAGCAACAUCACGCUCGGUGGCCGAGACUACUCAUUUAACAUCGACGGCUACCUGGCCAAUCCCUUCCUGGAUGUCAUCUCCUGGACUCCUGGACGUGGGUGGGAAGAUGUAGGCUGGUGGGAAAACGGUGUGCUGCGGCUUCGUUACCCAGCCUGGUCUCGAUACGGGCCGUUCCUUAAACCGCCCGACGAUGCCCAGCACCUGCGUGUGGUCACGCUGGAGGAGAGGCCAUUCGUCAUCGUGGAGCUGGCGGACCCUGCUUCUGGGACUUGCAUCCGUGAUUCAGUUCCCUGCAGACGACCCCUUAAUGCCAGUGCUAUUCAUGAAGGCAUGGCACCUCUGAAGCAGUGCUGCAAAGGCUUCUGCAUCGACAUCCUCAAGCGACUUGCCAAGAUCGUGGGCUUCACCUACGACCUGUACUUGGUGACCAAUGGGAAGCAUGGGAAGAAAAUCGAUGGGGUUUGGAAUGGCAUGAUUGGAGAGGUGGUGUAUAAGCGGGCAGACAUGGCUAUUGGCUCACUGACCAUCAACGAGGAGCGGUCAGAGGUCGUGGAUUUCUCCGUCCCCUUCGUGGAGACGGGGAUCAGUGUCAUGGUCUCCCGUAGCAACGGAACCGUCUCACCAUCAGCUUUCUUAGAGCCCUACAGUCCAGCCGUGUGGGUGAUGAUGUUCGUCAUGUGCCUGACUGUUGUGGCUGUGACUGUCUUCAUUUUUGAGUUUUUCAGCCCCGUGGGCUACAACCGCAGCCUGCAGACUGGCAAGAAAGCUGGGGGGUCUACGUUCACCAUAGGGAAGUCUGUCUGGUUGCUGUGGGCCAUCGUCUUCAACAACUCUGUGCCGGUGGAGAACCCGAGAGGAACUACGAGCAAAAUCAUGGUGCUGAUCUGGGCCUUCUUCGCUGUCAUCUUCCUGGCCUCGUACACCGCCAACCUGGCUGCCUUCAUGAUCCAGGAGGAGUACAUCGACACCGUUUCAGGCCUCUCGGACAAGAAGUUUCAACACCCAGAGGAGCAGUACCCGCCUCUGAAGUUUGGCACCGUGCCAAACGGGAGCACAGAAAAAAAUAUCCGCUCCAACUAUCCGGACAUGCACCAGUACAUGGGCAAAUACAACCAGAGAGGAGUGGAAGAUGCAAUCCUGAACCUCAAGACUGGGAAGCUGGAUGCUUUUAUUUAUGACGCUGCAGUGUUGAACUACAUGGCCAGGAAGGACGAAGGCUGUAAGGUGAUGACCAUAGGCUCGGGGAAGGUUUUUGCCACCACAGGCUACGGUAUCGCCUUGCACAAAAACUCACGCUGGAAACGUCCUCUUGACCUGGCCCUGCUGCAGCUGGUGGGAGAUGAUGAGAUUGAGAUGCUGGAGCGCCUCUGGCUGUCAGGGAUCUGCCAUAAUGACAAAAUUGAGGUGAUGAGCAGUAAACUGGACAUUGACAACAUGGCUGGGGUCUUCUACAUGCUGCUGGUGGCUAUGGGCCUCAGUUUGCUGGUGUUUGCCUGGGAACAUUUAGUCUAUUGGAAACUGCGACAUUGCAUGGCUACAAGUUCAGGCAAACUGGACUUCCUCUUAGCAAUCAGCAGGGGCAUGUACAGCUGCUGCAACUUUGAGGAUGAAACUGCACCAGGUGGCCCUAAGUCUUUAACUUCACACCACCACACAGCGAUGGUUACUGUCUCGUCGCAGCCACACGUGGUCUCGGCGACCGUGACCAACCCAGCCAUAGCCCUGGCGCAACAGCCGCAACAGCAGCAGUCGCAGCCUGUUUACAAAACUCCUCUACCAGGCUCGCCUCCCACUGUGGUGCAUUCUGGGACAGGACUGGGCUCUUCCAAUACUCCCAUGGCUGGUGCGCCCCUCCCUUGCUCCACCUUUCUGCCCCGGCCUGACCGCAGAUUGGCUGUUGUGGAUCGGUGGAGGCUGCCUAAGUCUGCUACAGCCACUAACCCCAUGGCUGUAAGAGGGGCCGUCACUGACAUGGGACCAUUUGCUCAGAAAGUUCCAUCAAACUGGCCUUCAACUGCUGGAGGGGGUGGAGGACUCGAUGGUUAUAAGAGAUAUUAUGGUCCCAUUGACCCUGAGGGACUGGGGUCCUGCAUGGAGCAGCAAGCAGGGUCCCAGACCCCCAAGACUAUACCCAGGGGCCACCCUCAACCCCCUCCAGCCAGUGUGGCCUUCUACUCAGAAAAGGGCAUGGACCACGGGGUGGGGAAGAAGGUGGGGGGAGGUGGCAGUGGAGGUCAGGGGAAAGGGCCUGUAAAAGCUCUGGGCACUCCCAGACUGCCUCCUAAGAGUCAGGCCCCUCUGCCUCCUACACCUCCACUGCCACACCCCUCUCCCCCUCUCCCUUCAUCCUUCUGGAGGAAGCGCAGGCCCAAGAAACCCAAAGAGCCCGGAGGGCCACUGUACGAGAACAUUCUACCACUGGGGCGGAGGGGCGGAGCAAGAGAUGGUGUGAGGGAAGGAGGAGGAAGGAGGGCACGACCCCUUUCUCCUCCACUCUCACUUCCUAUACCAGUCCCUCUCAGUCCCUCCUAUACCCCUCCUUCUCCUUCUGCAUCAUUGCACUACACAUCGUCGUCCUCUACAUCAACAACAACAUCAACAUCCACGUCUUCAUCCGCCACAUCUUCUCGCUCCACCUCCCCCACCUACUCCUACAGCUCCUCCAGGAGCACACGAGACAAGGCUGGAGGACUGGACGAGGAAGACGACGAGGACGAUGAAGACGAAGAGCUGACAGAAGAGUCGAGCCUACUCCUCGGGAGAGGGCGAGAGAGGGAACGUUCAAUCAUCCGGCCUCGCUCACUCAGCCACGGCCGCUUGCCGCCACCAAUACCCCCCAGGAAACCACGGACAUCUUGGGGUGACAGAGAAAGAGAACGAGGGAGGGAAAGAGGGGGGAGUCAGCUGUCUCAGCUUCAAGAGUGGUGGGCAAGCUGGAGUGAAAGAGAGAGGAGUAGGACAGGUGGAGAUGCUGAGAGACAAAAAAGGGAAAAGAAGAGGAGGAAAGAAAAGGAGAAAGAGAAGAAGAAAAAGAAAAAGAGCAAAAAGAGGAAAAAGCGAGAGGAGAGAGAAAGAGAGCGCGAGAGAGAGAGAAAGCGCAGGAAGGUGAAAAAAAAGAAGAAGAAGGCACUGAAAACGAAGAAAAGGAAGAAAUCCACCGGGGGGAAACGGUCGGAGCCAGAAGAGGGUGAUGUAGAAGCUGAAAGAGAAGCGGAUGCAGAGGGCGAGAGGGAUGGAGGAAUACAAGACUACUCUUCAUUUUCUGCCCAGUAUGGUAGCACAUUUGGUGAAAAAGGUCGGGAUUCAUGGGAGGGAGAAAGGGAAAGAGGCAGGAGAGAAGGGGGGGAGGACGACAAUGACAGGGAUGAUGAAGACAGUGGCAGAAGCAGGGAGAGGCGUCCCAAAUCCUCGCACUCUCGUUCCAGACAUCGUACCCCCAGUAAACGCUACCCCAACCCCAAUAAGUUCCCUGCAUCGGUUAAAUUUUGGAUGAACGGGAGAGGAGAUGACUCAAAUACUCCACCAAUCUCUCUACACCCGCUCCUCCCUUCCUGCAAGAGGCGAAAAAGUGGAGGGAUGGAUCGAGAUGACGGUAAUAGAGUUGGAGAGCGCCGUCCUUUGUUAAUGCAUUAUGAAAAAGAGAAAGCACAGACAAGAGAAGGGCUGUCCUUCCAUGAGUGGGACUCAGACGAAGAUGAUGAUGACGAUGAUGAGGAUGAGGAAGAGAGGGAUAGAGUAAGGGAACGGGUGGAGGAAAGGGGAAGGAGAAUAGGUAGGGGGGCUGUGUCUGAGUCAGAGCGGGACAGGGCCAGGGUAGACGACAGCUACUCAGACGAGGGCUCUUCAGGAGAGUUUGGCCGUUUUGAAAGAUACUGGGAGCAGGGGGCAGGGGACAACGGUACUGGGAUAGGGGGCAUAGGUGGCGGGGGGUGGUUCUUUGGUACCUACCCUUCAAGAGAGAAAGGAGGCAGCAUCAACAGCCGGGAGGAUUCUUUACUUGGAACCCGUGCGGAGGGCUGGAUCGGUGCUGAUUUCUGGGGAGGACAUGGUGUUGGGUGGGCGUCUGGGGGGGGAAGCGGCGGACUGGGUACACAGUGGCCACCACCUCCGACAGUGUUCCCUCCACCGAGGCGAUACUGGUCUAUGGACAAAAUUCCUGUGAAAGGGGAGAAAAAGUGGAAGGGUGGUGGAAGGAAGAGGAAAGGACGUAGUAGGGAAAGAUCGGACGAAGCAGGACGAUCAACUGUGUGUUCCUGUAGCCUUUAUCCUCAACCACACCCUUAUCCACACCCCCAAAUCCGCUCACACACCUCCCACUCCAAGAGAGGAACCUCAGCUCUUUCCCGUAGCCAAGAAGAGCUUCUACCCCACUGCCACAGCUUCAGCGGGGGCCCACGUCCAAAACCUCUGCCUCCCAAACCCGAUUCCAAUCAAGCCAAAUCAGGCAGCCAGUCUAACCUCAGCCUCAACACGCAGCCUACAGAACAUCAACCACAGCCUUCGCCAUCGCCACCACAGCAGCCGUCCUUGUCUCCCACGUCUCUACCGAUGACCAUCCCCCCUCCACCCUCUUCAGCCUCAGUCUCACCCCCGGCAGGGGUAGGGAUGGCAGGCCAGGCUCAGGCUUCAGCCAGUGCCAAACUCCAGUAUCAGAGACUGCGCUCUGUGCCGCAGCCACGGAGGUUCUACUCUCCCCACCUGCCCCUCAAAGCCAAAAGUCUGUGUUCGCGUCGAGGUUCAGCCCACUUCUCCAGUCUGGAGAGUGAGGUAUGACAGGGGGAGAGGAGAGAGGGAGACGUGGGAGCGAGCACCCGUGCUGUUGAAAACCAUGAUUCCACGGCAGCUGGAACCAGGGAUGACACCAGAGAAAUGGCUGCCCUGGUAACCACGAGCAAUCAGUUAGCAACCAUCACUACAGGAACUCAUCUGGACAGCAGUUCCAUUGCUGACUCUACCCUCGGUGAGAGCAACACUACUACCACCAGCUCAAUUGUACGCGUUCUCAUGAGGGCGACAGUGAGAUGCCAAACCAGGGUGAGCUACGUCCGUCUGGAUGGUUCCCAUGACGACGAGAGUGAAGGUGAGGCUGCAUCACCAGGGACAGCAGCCCCAGAACUUCUCCUGCGCUCAGAAAUGAGCUUCGUGAUGUCAUCUUCGGUUCUCCUCCCCUACGCGAGUCACAACUGUGGAUAACAGUAGUCGCCAACCUGUGAGUAAUGAUGUCAUGUUUGCACAUGCACACACGCACACUUACACACACGCACACACACAAAAUGCUCCAAACGUCUCCCUCCCUCUGGCUUUGAACACACACCUCGGUGGGAUGAGGACAGACCCACCUUUGGUCAGUAGAGUCUGGCUCCCUGUCCUGGUUUCUGUUGGCCGUUGAUCCGGACCGGUGGACUGCUUCUUGGUGUCGGAGAAACCCUCUUCUUCCCUUUUUUAAGAAAAGCAAUGCAGUCACCUCUCUCCCGCGCUGCCUGCCUGACCACCUUUCCACGGACAGUGAGCACAGUGCUAUGUAUUUGCCCUUUGGCCUCACGGCACCAUCAGACCCAUCUAGCUCUACCCCAGGACCAUCUCGAUGAUGUCACGUUUUAAUAGAAACACUUUUAACCAGUCAGAUGAACACAGGAACCUUUUUUUUUCCCUCGGCCCUGUUUGAAAAUGGAAAAUCGUACCGACUGUCAAAGAGUCCGAACGGAAAACGAUAAACGAGGAAAAACAAUAAGAACAGCGUCAACAAAGACAUGUAGCAGAAUUUCUUUUGAUGUCUGUCUUUUCUUUUGUUUCGUCUUCAGACUUCUCUCCUCAUCCGUUUCUUUAUUCAGUCGAAAUGUUUCUGACCGUGUUCGUCUUUUAAUAGGAGGCUGGAUGUGGCUAGUGUUGGACGUGGGAAUGAUCUAAAAGCAGCCCCAGAUUUCCACUCGAGAGCUUUUUACGUUCAAAUUUUGUGAUAAAAGUCUCAGAUUUUCUCGCCACGUGUGAACAACCCAUAACCCGCCCUCAUGUGAGUGGAUCCAGGGGGGUGAUUAGUGCAAUAUCUGUAAUUGGCACUAGAUGGCUGCAUAAUAUUUAAAGACGUUUUUGAGACUGUCAUGCAGGAAGCUCGUGGUCAGUUUAAAUCUUUUUCCACACGAUAGAAAGUGGUGUGCAGCUGUGAACGUAUUUAUUUUUAUGGAAGUGUUCAGUCAGGAUUUUAAAGCCCUCUUAGGAGGCGAUACGCCGUUGCCACUCUUGUUGUGGAUGAUGGAUUAAGUGAAGCACAAUUCCUCCUUGUCUUUUCCAGUCGUGUGUGCCACAGUUGCAAAUGCACAAUCCAGGUAACUGAUAUAGCUUUUCCCGUGGUGUUGCAAACCAUAAAUUUGACUGUAGCCGAGGUUUUAAUGGUAAAACACCAAGACACGCGUCUCCUCCCCUUAACGAGACAGGGUGACAUACUGUGAAUGUUUCCAGGUGCAUAAGCAGCAGCUGAAACAGUCGGUGACGAGUCACAUGAUCAGGAUUAUCAGACGACUGUUUGACUUUGAGCAAUACUCCCACCUUCAAUGUGACAGGGAUGCAGGGGCGCAUCGCUACUGCUGCUUUUGUUGUGGAUUUAACAUCAGAUUUGCUGUUUGAAUCAGUUAACGAAGACUUUUACGAGCUCGUUUGGCCAGACGUGGGUGUUAAUAGGUGGAUUUAGGUGGUAAAUAAAAACAAAUAUGCUACAUGUGGGGAUACGUAGCCUUGUACCUUCUUGCACCAAAAGCCAUCUUCUGUUUCUCCGUGCCGACAUCCAUGACUUCAUGUCUCACACUAAGACCAGCCACAGCCCAGCCGUUCGUCCGUUGUAGUUGAAUGUAGCGUUGAAGCGAUGUAGCAGAAGAACACCUACUUACGUUGUAGCUUUGUUUAUUUCCAUUCUUGUUCUGAAUGCUGUUGUGACGUCCGACGGAGAAGGGGAGGGGCUUGACCUGCUGUGUGAGGGGCUGUGCUUUGUGUUUGUGCAUGUCGUCACAGAUCGGAGGGUUAGUCGACCUUUUCGCUCCGCCGUUUUUCACUCCUCCGCCCCUCUCUGAGGCCAGACUGUACCUUUUAUCUGCACACGGAUGGCUUUCUUUCUAAGUCUCAGUUGGGUGAUUUUUAAAAACGUGUUUUUAGAGAAAUGCUUUUGCUCUUUUCCCCGUCCUCUUUGGAAAAAGCCCCAGACUCGUUGCAUGUUUAGUGGAAUGAAUUGCCCAGAUUUGCAGUGGGAGGGUCGCGUAGGUCAGCCGUAGCAUUAGGAACCAGGGCCUAUUGGGUCAGAUAGUUAGCUUGCUCUGCUCUGCACCCCAGCAGUGGAAACCAUGGCAACAGUUCCACUGUUUCCUGUGUAACGGGACACAGUUAUUUUCAACCGAUCUACAGGGCUUAAACCUGGUGUCAUUAAGCGUUACUGGUUUGUUUUGAGGCACUAAUGCUGAAGUCUGUGACUGCAUGAACAGAACUCUUAAAAACCCUCCAGCCUAUUUUGUUCGGAUUCGUUUGAUUUUACGCUGAGAAAAAAAAAGAAUCUAUUGAAAUAUACGAUGUUUUUGAGAAUGUACCAUGUUAUACUGUGAUUUAACUGAGAUAUUUUAUUGUACUCAAUCAUCAUUUGAAUUCUAUCAUUUAUCUAUGAAGAAAUAUAUAUGUACAAAUAAAUAUAUACAUAUAUAUACGUACAGGUAUAUAUAUCUAUAUUAGUUAAGUUUGGUAUGUUGGGAGGAAGUGUUAGAUGAAAUAGUUUUAAAUGUUUUAGCUUUGUAGCGCUUCUAGACACAGAUCAUUUUUGAAUUUUGAUUCCUCCUAUAUGACUGUGAAGACAUUAGUGCCUGUGACAAAAAAAGACGAGUAAAAGUCAAAACUCUUUAUUCAUCUGUAUCUACUAUGGCUAUCAGUCCAUCACUCUGGUAUUACCUAACAUCACCUGUCCACAUUUUCUGCUGUUACUCGUCCACGUGGUCCUCAUCCCACCUCUCUUCCACCGUCUCCUGCUUUUUCGUUUACCAUCUACAUCUCGUUUCGACUUCGGUCCCAUACGGCCACACCUCUUUGUUAAAGAGCAAGUCGCCCCCUACCAGAGUAUUACUCCACUCCCACUUCCUGUUUGAAAAAUGCAACAAAUGCUGUUGCCUAGCAGACCGAGAGGGCGAAGCCGCUAACAAAUACACACAC
Messenger RNA from Nothobranchius furzeri (turquoise killifish), 10382 nucleotides. It is a transcript of the gene grin2db, whose product is annotated as glutamate receptor ionotropic, NMDA 2D. Gene Ontology annotation, cellular component: NMDA selective glutamate receptor complex; plasma membrane. The record is from RefSeq and is a predicted model, not a curated record. NCBI's taxonomy places the organism in Eukaryota, Metazoa, Chordata, Actinopteri, Cyprinodontiformes, Nothobranchiidae. Gene Ontology annotation, biological process: excitatory postsynaptic potential; monoatomic ion transport; long-term synaptic potentiation. Gene Ontology annotation, molecular function: NMDA glutamate receptor activity.